Emericellopsis atlantica is the source of this 924-nucleotide messenger RNA. Its product is annotated as PQ loop repeat-domain-containing protein. The transcript is spliced from 4 exons. The coding region runs from base 1 to 924 and encodes 307 amino acids. Gene Ontology annotation, biological process: basic amino acid transmembrane export from vacuole. Gene Ontology annotation, cellular component: fungal-type vacuole membrane. The record is from RefSeq and is a predicted model, not a curated record. Lineage: Eukaryota; Fungi; Ascomycota; Sordariomycetes; Hypocreales; Bionectriaceae.
AUGUCCUCGCUCGUGGUCCUAGCCUCCAUGGCCGCAAUCCGACAUGCGCCCCCCGUCUCUUUGGCAGUGUCAGGCAUCUUUGGGAGCGUCAGUCUCGUUGCCUGGAUAUGUGUCCUCAUCCCACAACUGUUCGCAAACUUCAAAGCGCAAAGCGCCGAUGGCCUCAGUAUGGCUUUUCUGAUCGUCUGGCUACUGGGCGACAUGACAAACCUCUUGGGCGCGCUCUUCACCCACCUCGCUCCGACGGCAAUCGCCCUACCCUGCUAUUUCUGCAUUGCCGACACCGUCCUCAUCGCCCAGUGCGCAUACUACAACCACCGCAACAAGGGCAAGCCAGCACACCCUGCGCACGGGGAGCCCAGCGAGCAGUCCCCUCUGCUCCGCCGCGAAUCCAGUGGCGCGAUUGGCGUUGCCACCGCCGAAGCGGUCGCCAAGGUCGGCCCGGGCGAGGACGAGUCCGAUAACGCGAACGGCGGCAAGCAAUGGCUGCAGAACACCCUCUGCCUCGUGGCUGUCUACGUUGUGGGCAUUGUCGCGUGGUUCAUCUCGUACAAGGCCGGUGCGUGGGAUACGUCCGAUCCCACUCCUGAUGCGCCCGAGGAGGUGAAUAACCCUCUGGAAAUGGCGGGCUUGACGUUGGGCUACAUCAGCGCCGUGCUCUACCUCUGUGCGCGUGUCCCGCAGAUCGUCAAAAACUACAAGGAGAAGUCCUGCGAGGGUCUUUCGCUGCUCUUCUUCAUGCUGUCCUUGACCGGAAACCUGACCUACGGCAUCAGUUUGGUGGCCUACUCCCAGGAGACAAAGUAUCUCCUCAACGCUCUGCCAUUCUUGCUUGGCUCACUCGGCACCAUUGUGGAGGACUGCAUUAUCUUUGUGCAGUUCCGUUUGUAUUCUCACAGCAAGAGGCGAGCGUCGAUCGAGUAG